This is a messenger RNA of Notolabrus celidotus (New Zealand spotty), 3339 nucleotides long. RefSeq names its product odorant receptor 131-2-like. NCBI's taxonomy places the organism in Eukaryota, Metazoa, Chordata, Actinopteri, Labriformes, Labridae. The record is from RefSeq and is a predicted model, not a curated record. Gene Ontology annotation, biological process: G protein-coupled receptor signaling pathway. Bases 1974 to 2912 code for a protein of 312 amino acids. Gene Ontology annotation, cellular component: membrane. Gene Ontology annotation, molecular function: G protein-coupled receptor activity. The transcript has a single exon.
UAAAUAUGCUUAAAAUGAUAGGAACUAUACCGAAUGAUGCAGACAAGCUUAUGAGUCUACAAUUUUGGACAUACAACGCGGAAGACCAUUGUUCACCUCCAACUCCUUCCUUACCUUGUUGUAGCACACCAAUGUGGCUUUAAGGCUUGUUGUGUGAGUUCCUUCAAUUGAAUCUUCUUUAAGCCCUGCUGCAGAGAAUCUGGGAGACUCAGCCGGUUCUGGUGGUCCCUUGCUAACCUCAAAUGUUGUGGUUGAGAGGAGCAACACCUUUCUCAGUUGGAGACCAUGGAAGCAUUCAGUUCAAAGGACUGUCUGAGUCAGGUGCAGGAGGGCUGUUCCAACCUGUUAUACAAGAGCUAAAGCCCUGGGUCUGGAUGACACAGACAGUCUGUAAUACACAGUCAGACAGUCUGUGGUUCAAACUCUGCAAGGCUCAAGGUAAAAUAUAUAUGGAGAUGCACCGACUGUGUCAGCCUGGGAGCUAAUUCUGUAGCAGGCACUGGGGUCGCCUUUAUAGAUGCAGGUACUGGGGUCAACUUCUGGACAUGGGCACUGGUGUUGCCAUUCUGGCUACAGGUGCAGAAAAUGAUUUUGGAAGGCCCUCCAAGUGAGAAACUGGUGUCAGCAGGGCCUCUGAGGGAGGUACAGGAACUAAUGGCUGACAGCGUUCUGGAGCUGGGGCUGGUUUUAGCCCGGUUAGCUGACCAUUGAGCCGGGGCAGGUAUUGGCCUAGGAGCCACCUGAAGAGCAGGCCCCUGGAUCACCAUUCUGGGUCUAGCAACAGGGUUGUGUUUCUAGGAGCGGGCACUGGAGUAGCCUUUCUGGGUGUGGGCAUGGUGUACACUUUUUGCGCAGGCACUAGUGUUGCCAUUUGCGGUGCAGGCACUUGGAGCUGACUGAAGAGCAGGCGCUGGGAUCGCCAUUCUUGACACAGCUACUACUGUAGGGUCCCCCUAUGGGUGCAGCCUAUUGAGCCGAUAUUGGCAGGGCCUCCAUACGAGGAACUUGUGUUGGCAAGUCCUUCGAGUGAGUAACUGGUGUCGGCUGGGUCAGGGACAGGAAUUGUUGAAAGAUGGCGCUCUACCAGGACCGAUGACAGACGGUAUCUGAUGUAACAUGGAUAAAGGUGAGAUGCUUUAAGACACAGUAUAAAUAUCGACUUCUGACAAUUGGUAAAUGGCGCGUUAUUUGCCUGUUAGUCUAUAGUGCAGAAAUUGGCCGAUACCAAUGUUCAACAGAUACAUCUUUAAUCUCGGGCCACAAUCUGGCCUUUAGUGACAUACCUCAACAGUUCAUUAAUUACAGUGAAAUUUGGUUAAAAAAAAUCCAUUGUGCCUUAAAAUAAAGCCCAAUAACUUCAAUGAUCCAAAGGUUUAUGGGCCUAUGGGUUAGCUGAUAACAGCAAUUGCCAUUUAAAAAAAUCAUAUCUAAUCAUCUUUUUAGACUAACAGUCUGUGAGAAGAAAUCCAGAGAUGGUAAAUGUUUCUUAAUGCUGUUUGAUGACUAUUUCCAACCAAAGUCAGCCAAAAAAGCGAUAACUCAAAGUGUCCUAAGGGGUUUAUUAGUGAGGUAACAAUGAGGUCAUGUUGGCUUGUUUACUUCAGCCCACAACCUGGAAAGGGAGGGCCACUGAGGCGGACAAACAGUGAGUAGCAACAACUGUACAGCUUUGCGAAAGGAUACAUUUGCUGUGAUUUUGCCUCUAUCCUCGUCACUCAUACGAAGUCAUCAUGCACAACACUUGCUCCGACAACUUCCAGGAGGAUCGUCAGUGCUUGGAAUCAUGAACCACAGUGCUAUGUCACUGCAGUAAUUUUUUGUUAAAUUGCUGUAUGUAAAUCUUCAUCUUAGAAUCAGGAAGAGACUCAAGGUUAACUUUCGUCUUUCUAAUUCUAAUUUUUCUUUCGGCACAGGCUUGAUUAACACAGUUUAAGAUUUUUAAGCAACUCAUCGACUACUUGCUAUGAAAAGUGAUGGCUGGUAAUAACUCAUCAGUCAGUGCUGCGCUUUUGGUGAGGAUUAUGACUACCAAUUUAGUUAGUGUUGUGCAGCCCCUGGUGCUGAUUUUUCUUUCCAUCAACAUUUCACUCAUUAUAACCUUUUUCCAGAAGGAGUGCUUUAACACAACUGCACGCUACAUUUUAUUUGCUGUUACUCUUCUGUCAGAUAGUGUGUUGUUAAUCAUCUCUGAUAUCCUGCUCCUCUUGCAAUAUUUAGGACUAACAAUGGAAAUAAGGUUUUGUAUCAUCAUCUGCUCUGUGGUACUUCAUUAUGUAAUUCUCACACCAGUUACUUUGACAACAAUGACCUUGGAGCGCUAUGUAGCCAUUUGCAUGCCCCUGCACCAUGCAGAGCUGUGCUCCACACGCAGCACUAUGCGCUGCAUCCUCAUCAUUAACGGCCUAAGCAUUGUUCCCUGCAUCAUUUUUCUCUCUCUCAUCUUUGCGUUCGCCCCACUCAGCUUUUACUUUCAGUACAAAGUGUGUGUUGUAUCAGUAGUCCUUGUGUAUAGUUGGCAUGACUAUGUUCGUUCAGGGUUGUAUCAGUUUUAUUUCUUGAUUAUGUGCAUCAUCAUUGUGUUCUCCUACAUUAAGAUAAUGAGAGUGGCAAAAGCUGCAUCAGGAGAGAGCAAAAAGUCAACAGGGAAAGGACUCAGAACUGUAGCUCUUCACGCUUUCCAGUUGUUGCUCUGUCUCAUCCAGCUGUGGUUUCCGUUCAUAGAAGCUAAUGUCCUUCAAAUUCAUUUCAAGUCAUUUCUAAAUGUCAGGUUUUUUAACUAUGUCAUUUUUUUUCUCGCUCCAAGAUGUCUGAGUCCUCUAAUCUAUGGCCUCCGGGAUGAAAUGUUUUUCCAUGCUCUGAAAUGCAACUUUUUCUGUGGCUUGUAUAAAAAAUCACCAGCUAAUGGUUUAUAAAUCCAGCUCAUGAUGUUUUUCAAAAAGGAGUGCUUAAAGAUGGCAAAGCUGCACAAGGAAGAAAAGAAGAAACUGGAAAGUAAUUCUUUAUGCUGUUCAGCUGCUGCUCUGUCUCAUCAGAUGUUGUGCACCCUUUAUAGUUGUGAAUUAAUAUCAGGUACUCAAAUGUAAUAAUGUUUUGUGUUACUUUAAGAUAACUGAGUCCUCCUGUUUAUGGCAUCAGGGCUGAAUCACUUUUACUUAGUUAUACUCAGUGUCUUAUUUUAACUGACUGCUGUUAAAGUAACAUUUCAAACAUCAUGGCUCAUUGUUGAUGACUGUACUCUUUUUUUCAGCCCUCCACCUUUAGUCAAAUGUAACAUCAGUUUUAGAUUCUUGCAGCAUGUAAACAGUGAAUGACCCCUUUAUAUCUUGUGAUAUAAACUGU